AGCCACUCUAAACGAGGGAUUGGCAGACAUUGUUGCUCCAUCUGUUCUGCCACUCAUUGUCCAACGCGCCUGCUUCAGUGUGGAGGAAAAAAAAAAAUCCAAUAAACAGAGCGCUCUGGAGGGCAGCGGGAGGACGGAGGCGUUUGUCUGGAGUUGGAUGCUGUGCUGUAACCUGCAGAGGACGAGCGUCCGCUUCGGAUGUGGCUGCUGUGGGAACUUUAGGGUUUGUGCCGGCUUUCAUGGGUUUAAAGGUGUGGAAAUGAGCUGAUCAACUUCCCUUCCCCCAUCGUUCGUUGAUCUUUUAAGGCCUGGCCCCCAUGAUUCCAGCUUUGUAAGAGGGCAGCAGUCAGGCCUGUGUGCUGGAUGUCUGGGACGGCUCCAUGGGCCAGAAGGACCAUGUGGAGGCGGGAGCGGGCCACAUCCUCGACCUGGGGCUGGAUUUGGAGUAUCUUCAUGUAGCGGGGUUCAACCGGCAGGCUGGCGGCUCUGACGGGCCCCCCGCUAUGGAGGAGCAGGGGGAGCACUCCGGCAACACCGCCGAUUCCCCUCCUCCCGCUGUGGCGCAAGAGUGUGAACCGCCGCCGGCUCCCAGCGCCCCCCUCGCUGCCGACCCCGACCCGGGCGGAGGAGAGGGAGGGUUAACUCCCAGUAAGAAUGCACACCAGCCCCUUUGCAGGACCCCAUGUGUGGACUUGGGCACUGAGGGUCCUCCUGAGCUUCCGUCUGAGUCCUCAUCGGAGCUUGAGCACGAGCCGUCAUCCGGCUCGCCAUGCAAGCGCCCCCCAGAGCCUCCCCCCAAUUCCUCCUCCUCAGAGCCGGCGCCCGAGCCCGGCAGUAAGGAGUACCAGGCAAAGCUGGAGUUUGCCCUGAAGCUGGGCUACUCGGAGGACACGGUGCGCCUGGUGCUCUCCAAGCUUGGCCCUGACACCCUCAUCAAUGACAUUCUGGGAGAGCUGGUCAAGCUGGGCACCAAGUCGGACAGCGAGCAGCCGGCCGGGUCGCUGGCCUCUACCUCGUCCACGUCCUCCUCGUCCUCCUCGUCCUCCUCUUGUGGCUACUCUGAUCUGCUGGACAGCCAGAGGUCGGACUCGCCCUGUCCGUCAGACUCUGUGAGUGACCAGGACAACCUGCGCCCGAUCGUGGUGGAUGGCAGCAAUGUAGCCAUGAGCCAUGGCAACAAGGAAGUGUUUUCCUGCCAGGGCAUCCAGCUGGCUGUGGAUUGGUUCCUAGAGCGAGGUCAUCGUGACGUCACAGUGUUUGUGCCAGCUUGGAGGAAAGAGCAGUCGCGCCCUGACGCCCCGAUAACAGAUCAGGAGAUCCUGCGUCGCCUAGAGAAGGAAAAGAUCCUGGUCUUCACUCCUUCGCGGCGUGUCCAAGGUCGGCGCGUGGUUUGCUAUGACGACCGCUUCAUCGUCAAGCUGGCCUACGAGUCAGACGGCAUCAUCGUCUCCAAUGACAACUACCGAGACCUGGCUAACGAGAAGCCUGAGUGGAAGAAGUUCAUCGAUGAGCGGCUGCUCAUGUAUUCCUUUGUCAAUGACAAAUUCAUGCCACCAGAUGACCCGCUAGGUCGUCAUGGCCCCAGCUUAGAUAACUUCCUGAGGAAAAGACCGGUCAUGCCCGAGCAGAAGAAACAGCCUUGCCCAUACGGAAAGAAGUGCACCUACGGCCACAAGUGUAAGUACUACCACCCAGAAAGAGGUGCUCAGCCUCAGCAAGCUGUGGCCGAUGAGCUGCGUGCCAGUGCCAAGACCUGCGUCACCACAAAGAACCAGGGGGACACCGGCUUGGUGAAGAGCCACAGCGUGCCAGCUGGCAGCUUUGAGGCGAAAAAGGGCGCCCAGAAAAGGCAGUCGGACCCCAGCAUCCGAGCCCUGUCGUACGGUGAUGCCGAGGAGAAGCUGGCCAAAGGGAGGGCGGAAAGCCAGAAGAACAGCAGCAGCAGUGGGGGCAGUGGGGGCAUGAGCAUGUCCUCGGCCCCAGGAGACCCCUUAUCUACUUUCAGCCUUCCCCCGGACCAGCAGUCCAGAACAGUGACUCCCCAGAGUCUACCGGCCCCCAGCCACGACCUUUACCCUCACUGUGAGUCCCCCGACCUGAGCUACUACUCGGUGAGGCGGGCCUACUCGGGCCUGAGCCUCUCCUCCAGACGGAGCCCGGAGUGCCGCUUCCCCCACGACACGGACCUGCGGCUCGGCUCCAUGGGCUCGGCGGGCUCCGAGUGUGGCAGCGAGAGCAGCAGCUGCGACUCGUACGAGAGGCCGUGUGCCGGCUGCCCCCCGGAAACCUCGCUGGACGACGGCCUCCAUUUUGCCAACCCCCACAGCCGGCUGUAUCCCCACCGCGCGGCGCCCAACCACGAGCUGUGUGGCCUUCACCCCGCCGACUACUCGAGCAUGCAGCACGCGGCGCACGGCUACCACCUGAGCGCGGCGCGCGGACAGACCUGCGCUCGCGAUCAGCCUCCCCCGAAGCAGCCUCUCUACCCGCUGCCCCCGCACCUCCAGCACCAGCCGCUGGCCGCGCGCUCCAGCUGCCCCGGCGAUUACCACUCGCUGCCCCAGUCCAACCCGCGCCCCCCCGGGUCUCCUCUGGGCCGCUGCCUGGCCCCGACGCGCCGGGAGAGCGUGUCCGACUCGCACCUGUACGAGCACCUGUCCACGCAGCACCACCACCACCACCGCCCGAAGGCGUCGCCCGGGUGGGACACGUACUACCGACAGCCUGCGCUGCCGCCGUCCCAGUACGAGCCGUCCGCCUAUCAGAGUCUGCCGGACACGCGCCAGGCGUCCUGGCACGCCCCGCCCUGGGCGCAGGACGGCUACGGCCAGCACCACUCCUCCCACCCAGCUCUCCACCCGUCCUCGGCGCAUUACUUAAACCACCCGCCGCCCCGAGCCCGCUCCCCUCACCCGCCUCACCCGUCCGGUGCUCCUCUCCCGCCGCCGUACGCGUCCCACGCCGCUCUCCACGCGGCGCCCUCUUACAUGGCGCAGCACUCCGAAUCCCCUGCGCACAGCCGCUACGUGGACAUGAGGGAGAAAGUGUACGUCAACCUGUGUAAUAUCUUCCCCCCGGAGCUGGUGAGCCGCGUGAUGGCCAGGAGCCCCCACAUCACGGACCCCCAGCAGCUGGCAGCUGCCAUACUUUCAGAGAAAGCCCAAACAGGAUACUGAAGAAGGGAGGAAAGUAGAAAUCGGCAGCCGUCAUGUAGUCUCGAGAGGACAUAGUGGUUUGCAUCGGGGGAGGUUUUGCAUCUGUAGCACUUGAAAGCAUGGUAGAUUUGCAUGGUUGGAUAUGAAACCGCGCCGUGCUUUUGGCUCGUCUUUGAAAAGACCUUUUUCUUCUUUUGUCACGACGUUGCUCAGACAACGCAUACGUUUAAAGGAUAUACAAUGCUGAAGAUAAUCCCGCCCCAGCGCUGGUCACGACGCUGCGACGGCUGCAGUGUAGGGGGAGCGAGUCCUUCUGUGCCACUUGUGAAGAUUGUCUCAGACCGGCCCAGUUAGUCUUUUUUUAUUUAUGCUGUAACGUUAUUUCUGUCACACAGGACUUGUUAUGCCUCAAAUUCAAAAGGUGCAUCUUUUUGUGUUACAAGCAAAUGACAGUAGAGUUCUUACAUCAUAAUGACUGAAAUGAAGGAUCAUUCAAACAUCUCCACCUGCUUUAUCACUGGAGUCUGACGUCAUGUGCACCCACAUUGUAACAUAAGCUACGCCAAAGCAGGAUUUGAAAAUAUUUCCUUUUCAUGUGUUUGGUGCCAGAUGGAUGGGAUUUUCUUCUUCAUAACUAAUAAGAAAAAGAGUCACAGGCAUAUUUUCUCUGAUAGAUUGUUCUUCAUUUGUUAUGUGGCGAAUUUCAAGUUUCAAAACUACCAUUUGGCCCAGGUGUGUGUAUCAUAUGAAUCUGUGUUGUGAAGCCGUGUGGGGCUUUUGCCAUGUUGGUUCAAGUUGGUGUCUGAAAGACGGUCAUCUUAUUUGAGAUGACGUCAGUAUUUUGGUCAGAGUUGUAGCUGUAGAGAUGGGUGACCCUGUCGUGUGUACCUUAGUUUUAGUAAGGGACAUCUUUCUCUCUCUCUUUUUCUCUCUCUCUCUCUCUCUCUCUCUCUCUGGCCCUUUUAUUUUGGGUCAACUCUGGUAUCUGCUACAGACAGAGAACAUCUGGACAUCAGUAAAUCAACGUGUGUAUUGUAAAUAUAUUUAACAGACUGGCGGUCUGUGGCAGAUCCCGGCGGAAUCCUUGUUAGACAGAGAAGAACCUUGUUUGAUACAAAUUGUAUCAUUAACUAAGUCGCUGAUGUUAUAUACAGUACAUCCAUGUAACACACCCCAUGUAGGGCAACAGUGUUCCAAUCGAGAUGCUCCAGCUUUUAAUCUUGUGGAAAUUGCUUGAGACAAUUAUUUCAGGUAUGUUAAUGGAACGGAAGGAGUUUUUUUCUGCCUAUGUUUAGGUAUCACAACUUCUUUAUUUCCUCUUUUGGGUUUGAAGCUAGCUUAUUUGCUCCAGGAACCCCGAUUAAAUCCUGUGAGAAAUAUGUUCUGGUUUGCUGGUUAAAUGCCACUUUAAAAACAGAAGUAUACUAGUCUUGUUUUCUCUUGGCGAGGUUGGGGUCAGAUCAUUUUGGGGCUUUUUGUUGCCUCUUUUAUUACGUCGUUAACUAACCCAUUGUUUUAUUGAUAUUGAACGGCUGGGCCCCAACCAGAUUUCAUUUGGAGGGUUUUAUAUUCGGGUCAGUCCCAUAAACCACGGUGGCCAUUUUGAAUGUCUGUCACACUCUACCUGAAGUAUUUGCAAAUUUAUUUGAGUUGUUUUUGCCUUUAAAAGAAGACAAGAUUUUCAUAGAACCUGAAACGAUCCACGCAGGAAGCUACCCGAGCACUUACAGGCCCGUGCUGACAUGUCCUUGUGUUAUUAAUUACACACGGACAUGUUCAGUGUGACCUGCCCGUGACCCAUUGCAUGCUGGGAUGGUCCUAAAGUAGAAAGACCCA
Pungitius pungitius (ninespine stickleback) is the source of this 4991-nucleotide messenger RNA. Its product is annotated as probable ribonuclease ZC3H12C. The transcript is spliced from 6 exons. Lineage: Eukaryota; Metazoa; Chordata; Actinopteri; Perciformes; Gasterosteidae. Gene Ontology annotation, molecular function: RNA endonuclease activity; mRNA binding; metal ion binding. Bases 381 to 3176 code for a protein of 931 amino acids. Gene Ontology annotation, cellular component: cytoplasmic ribonucleoprotein granule; nucleus. The record is from RefSeq and is a predicted model, not a curated record.